Molecule: messenger RNA, 3392 nt
Organism: Alligator mississippiensis (American alligator)
Lineage: Eukaryota; Metazoa; Chordata; Crocodylia; Alligatoridae
Gene: USHBP1
Product: USH1 protein network component harmonin binding protein 1
Exons: 14
Coding region: 1032-3209 (725 amino acids)
Source: RefSeq, a predicted model, not a curated record
UGGGGGGCUCUGAAUCGGUGCCUGACACUACUGCUCUCAGCUGGCAUCUGAGGCCGGUACCCGAGCGGGGCAGCCCCCAGCGCAACCAGGGAGCGGGGCAGGUGGGAAGAGCCCCUGCCCGGCUGGGCGCGCGGGCAGCGCAAGGGUUACAGGUCCACCCGGGAGAGGAAGCGUGCACAGGAUCUGGAAACGGGAAAGGCCUGCACAGCCCCGCGCGGGGGAGCAGAGCGGAGCCAGGGCCCCAGCGCCACGUCCCCGCACCCACUGGGCGUUUGGCUGGUCGAGGCUGGGGGGGCGCUGCCAGAUUGACCCCCGCGGAUGCUCCCCUGAACCCCUUGCCCCUGGCUUGAAUCAGGUGCUGCACCGCAAAUCCCAUCACCCUGCGGGGAUGGAGAAGGCAAGUGGCUUCUGCGCGGGGCAGGACAAGGGCACGUGGGUCUUGAGAUGCCCCAUGUCCUGGCCCCCCCAGGCAUCCCCGCACCCCACCGCCCCAGCCUGGCCCCGCCGCGGUGGGGGGCGUGGGAAAAUCCACCGCAUCUCCCCUGCCCUGCGGCCAUGGGGAUGGGGCUCCAAAGGGGUCGGGGGCUAUCAUGGUGUCUCUGUCCCGGGGGCACCCCAGUGCCCAGCCCGCAGCGGGGCUGCCAGGGGGGCGCUGGAUCCUGGGGCAGGGAAAUCUCCUCGGCGCUCCAGCCGGACACUGGCUGGUGACCCCAGGCAGACGCGGCUCAUUGUUCCCGCUGUAAACAGGAUGCGUCUCCGGCUUUCCUGUUUCCGACGGGAGCAAAGCCCCCGCUGCCCGCAGCUGCAAGGGGCACUUGCCGUUGCCAGUGCUGUCCUUCCCUUCCUGCCUGAACCAGCGCCGUGGCAGGCUGGCACGUUGCACCCUGGUCUGACCCCCAUUGCACGGCCCCCAGGACCCCGCUGGACCAGAACCGCGGGGCUCUGCCCUGGCGCAAGCGACUGGGCAGGGGGUGCCAGGCCCGUCUCCAAAGCGUGGCCAGGUUGGGGGGACGGGGACGGGGGCGUGAGCCAUGCCUGGUUCUCGGGGGCCCCGGCUGCAGGGCAAGCUGGACCCGGUUGCCGAGAGGGCGGAGGAGGCCGACGCGGCGGGCACGGACGAGCAGGACAUCCUGUGCUACGAGGAGCGCAUCACGCAGCUGCUGGUGACCAUCACCCACCUCCACGGCAAGGUCGAGCGGCUGCAGCAGCGCGGAGCCAGGGAGGACGAGGAGUACUCGGACCAGUGCUCGGAGUACACGGCCAGCCUGCCCAGGUGUGCACCGCAGCCCCCGCCCCCCCGGCUCCCGCCCCCCAGAGAAGGCGUCGGCCCCGACAUGUUCCUGGCCCUGCAGCAGGUGUUGGCGUCUCUGGAGCACACCGUGUCCGCCCGGCGCUGCUGCGUGCUGCGGCUUGCUGGGGCUGGAGCGGAGACGGGCACGGGCGGCGAGGAGCGGGCCCAGGUGGUGGAGACCCUGGAAGAGCUCGAGCGAGGCCUGGGGCUGUCCCCGGGGCUCGAGAUGGCGGCUGUGCAGGCACCGGGGGAGAGGGUGGCUGAGCUGAGCCCAGAGCUAGGGGCAGAGGAGACCAGCUGGUAUGGGAAGGAAGCGGGCACGCUGGCCGAGAGGAACAUGGUGCUGCGGGCAGCGCUGGGCAGCAAGGAGCAGGAGCUGAGCCGUGCCCAGGUGACCCUGCAGGCUCUCCAGGAGGAGCGCGACAGGCUCCAGAGGAAGGUCAAGGAGCUGCAGGACUCCCUCUACCAGCUUGAGACGCCCGGCCAGGCCUGGAGCCCUCCCGGCUCAGCCACCACCCCGAUCCGGGGAGCUGGCAGCCCUGUCGGGGAAGGGGACCCCUGGCUGCUCCAGGACCCGCUGGCCAGGGCACAGAGCCUGCUCCAGUGCUUGAAGGAUCACCCGGCCAUGCAGCCCCUGUGCCGCCUCCUCCCCUCCGCCCCAGAGCUCUCUGGCAGGGAGCUGGAUGACCAGCAGCAGCAGCUGCGAGGGUGCAUCGAGCGGCUCAAGGGCCUGAACCACCUGCUCGCGGGCGCCCUGCGGGAGUGCAAGAGCGACUCGGAGCGGCUGAGCAUGCUGCUGGGGCAGCACGAGUCCAACAGCACCGCCUUGCGCCUGGCCGCCCAGUGCAGCGAGCGUCGCAUGGAGGCCUUGGAGGUGCUGCUAGCCCUGGCCAGGGCGAAGCUGGAUGCUGGGGGGCGCUCCCCAAGUGCAGCCCCUGUGGAGCACGCUUCGCAAGACGCGGCCGCCGUGCUGGCGGAGGCCAGGAGGUUCCUGGGCAGAGCGGAGCCUGAUGGGCAGGAGGCAGCCGGCGGACCCGGCACGUGUGGACAGCAAAGCCCACCCAGCCCCGAGGAGGAGGAGGAGGAAGACGGGGUGCUGCGGGAGUAUCUCCAGCGGCUGCAGGCGGAGCAGGCGGCCGUGGAGGUCUCCCUGCUGGAGCUGGGCUGCCCCGGGCCCCCCGGUGCCAUGACCCGGCCCAGCGACGCCAUCCGGGCCAAGGUGGAGCAAGCCGUCCAGGCCUCGCUGGCUGCCCUGCCUGGGGAGAGGCCCCGGCCGAAGCUGGACAAGACGCAGCUGCUGCAGGAGCUGGCAGCCCUCCAGGAGUCCAUGGCCGACGUGAAGACCCAGCUGCACCUGGUGGAGAAGGAGAAGCGGGGCCUGGAGCUGGGCACCUACACGCUCGGCGCGCAGGAGGCCGCCUACCUGCUGCUCAUCGAGCACCUGCAGCAGGAGCGGGACGCGGGCUCCGGCCCCCCCAGCCCCGGCAGCAGCACCAGCGAGAGCAGCACGGGCAGCAGCGGGGCAGGGGAGGCCGAGGGCUGGAAGGCGGCUGCCGCAGCACCCCAAAGCCCCCAGGACCUGGAGAGGAUGAUGCUGGAGCUGGCCAGCGCACUGGAUCGGAGCAAGGCGCUGCAGGACCAAGCCCGGGUGCUGGCGGCCUCCCUGGAGCAGCUCAGCGCGGCCAGCCGGGCGCAGCAGGCCCAGUGCACCGGCCUCGCCGGAGACUUCUUCCAGGCACACAGCGCGCUGGUGCUGGCCUACCGGGGCGCCCGCAGGAAGCAGGAGGUCCAGCUGCGGCGCCUGGAAGCGCAGAUGGGUGCCAUGGGCGAGCGGCAGGCACAGCAGGAGCAUGCGCUCGCCCAGCGCAUCCGGGCUCUGGAGGAGCAGCGCGCGGCCGGCACCGAGACCUGCAUCUAGGCUGGGGGGGCCUCUGCAUGGCCACGGAGCCACUGCCUCCUCCGUGACUGGGGCAGGGGUCCCCGAGGUGUCGAGUUUUCGGCAUAGAAAUCCCACCCCACGGCCCUGCUCCUCAGUGCUGCAGCUGCUGAUCCCCGCGGACUCCAGGCACCAGGCUGGAGAGUAAAGCCGUGCUGGAAGGCU